GCAGGGACCAAGUCAGACGGCGCAAGAGCCAAAGUAGAGUCAGACGUGGCGACAGAGGAGUCUAAUGCACCCAAUACAUCAAGUGGUGCACAAAGAACUGGGGACUCAGAACAACAACAACAAAAACUGAAAAACUAGAUAUUGCUAUUGAGAAAGAAAAAAAAAAGUGCAGUGCGUGGGACCAUUCAUUUCUGGGACAGAAAAAAAGAAAGAAGCAAGAAGGAACAAUAAGACGUGUUUUCCAGAAGGACCCUUGGAAUUCUGCACUUUUACACACACAUAUAUAUAUAUAUAUACACACACACACACACACACACACACACACACACACACACACACACAGACACACACACACAGAGUACAGCAGCAGUUGAGUGCUAUCUCAAUUCUUUCAUACACCUCUUAAAUAGUGAGAGGAAGAGUGUGUGAGGGAGAGAGAGCCUGUCGUUCCCCUGGAGUCUACGGGACCAUGGCACCUGUCAGAAACGCAGCGGCACUCGGCUGAGGACACACACACACACACAAACACACAAUCACUGACUCACUUGCUCAUUCAUACUUCCUGUGAAAGAUUAGCAGUACAAAGUUCUACAUACACCUUGUGCAAUCUGCAAGGUUCAAAAACCCCAUCACGGAAAUAAUUACCAACUCAACGGACCAGCGUGCUCUUCACCACCCUGAAAUCCACCUUUAAUCCCUUUUGAACACAUCUGAAGAUGAUGACAACUACGGGAGUAAUGUUAUUGACUGUGUUGUUCUGCCUGAUCACCGUCAGAUCAUCGUCCGGUGGAUCAUCGGCAUCUUCUACCUCUUCCUCUUCUUCACCGAGGAUGAAGCUUAGUUACAAAGAGCUCCAGCAGUUUAAUGGAGUGAAGCGGUUUGAGUUUGACCGCUCGUGCUGUUUCGGAUCACUUCUACUCGAUGAAGAAAGGGGACGACUCUUUGUAGGAGCACGAAACUACCUGUUGUCGCUCAGCCUAGACAACAUUGCCAAGCAAGAACAAAAGAUUUACUGGCCAGCACCUGUGGAGUGGAGGGAAGAGUGCAACUGGGCAGGGAAAGACAUCAAUAUGGACUGUGUUAAUUAUGUGAAGGUUUUACAUCACUUUAACCGAACUCACCUGUAUGCCUGUGGGACAGGAGCCUUCCACCCGACCUGUGCUUACGUGGAAGUUGGACAGAAGGUGGAGGAUCAUGUGUUUCGAUUUGAUCAGUCUCUCGUUGAAGAUGGUAAAGGGAAAAGCCCAUAUGACCCACGACACACUGCAGCCUCUGUCCUGGUUGGGGAUGAGCUGUAUGCAGGUGUGGCCACUGACCUGAUGGGAAGGGAUUUCACAAUUUUCCGGAGCCUGGGACAGAAGCCGUCCAUACGGACUGAACAACACGACUCUCGCUGGCUCAACGAGCCCAAGUUUAUAGGUGCAUUCGCUGUUCCGGAGAGUGAGAACCCAGAUGACGAUAAAGUCUUCUUCUUCUUCCGAGAAACUGCAGUGGAAGCUCAAGGAUUCGGCAAGGUCACCUAUGCUCGGAUUGGCCAGCUGUGCAGGAAUGACAUGGGAGGGCAGCGUAGUUUAGUAAAUAAGUGGACAACCUUCCUGAAGACUCGACUUGUCUGCUCUGUACCUGGCAAUGACGGGGGUGAAACACACUUUGACGAGCUUAGGGAUGUGUUCUUGCUGCAGACACGAGACAGGAAGAAUCCAUUGGUCUACACAGUUUUCUCCACUUCCAGUAGUGUAUUCCGUGGAUCAGCCAUCUGCUUGUACACUAUAAACGACAUCCGCAGGGCGUUUUUGGGGCCGUUUGCACAUAAAGAGGGACCCAAUUACCAAUGGGUGCCUUUCCAAGGCAAAGUCCCUUACCCCCGACCAGGCAUGUGUCCCAGUAAGACAUUUGGAAGUUUUGAGUCCACUAAAGGCUUCCCAGAUAACGUGAUCCAGUUUGCACGUCAUCAUCCAUUGAUGUAUAACCCAGUGACGCCACUCGGUGGCCGUCCACUCUUCUUGCGCACGGGAAUGCCAUACAGCUUCACACAAAUCGCUGUAGAUCGAGUUAAUGCUGCGGACGGCCACUACGAUGUCAUGUUCAUCGGAACAGAUGUCGGCACUGUUCUGAAGGUGAUCUCUGUGCCUAAAGGAAGCUGGAGCAACACUGAACUACUGCUGGAGGAGCUGCAAGUUUUCAAGGACUCUUCAUCCAUUAUCAAUAUGCAGAUUUCCUCCAAACGACAACAGCUGUACGUAGGCUCUGGUACAGGUGUGGUGCAGGUGCCACUGCAUCGCUGCAGCAUGUAUGGCAAAGCAUGUGCUGAGUGCUGCCUGGCCCGAGACCCAUACUGUGCCUGGGAUGGACACACCUGCACACGCUACCUUCCUAACACCAAAAGACGUUUUCGUCGACAGGAUGUGAGGAAUGGGGAUCCUAAUACGCUCUGUUCAGGAGACCACCAGAAGCAGCGUAUUCUGGAGAAAAAGCUCUAUGCAGUGGAGGGCAGUAGCUCUUUCCUGGAGUGCAUGCCCAAAUCGCUACAGGCUCAGGUCACAUGGACUUCCCAGAGACAUCCCAACAAUGCUCGAGAAGAGGUCCGUCUUGAUGAUCGUGUGCUUCAGACAAAUCGCGGCUUGUUGCUGCGGCGAGUGUUGCGUAGGGAUGCAGGUGUUUACCAGUGUCACGCGAUGGAGCAUGGAUUCACUCAAACGCUGCUCAGCAUCACCCUGGAGGUUGUCCCCACUGCAGGCCCUGCCCAUAGCCAAGGACAAAGCCCUGGCCAGAGCCAAACACAGUCCACCAAUCAAAAGAUGUGGUAUAGAGACUUCAUGCAGUUGGUUGAUCACCCCAACCUGAGAACCGUUGACCAGAUCUGUGAGCAGGUUUGGUCACGCAAGCACAGCCAAUCAGACAAAGUCAUGGCAGACGCAGCCAAUGAGUCUCCAUCGACCGAUCCUCUACACUCCACCCACAAAAAAUGGAAGCAUCUGAAGGAGGUGAGGAAGGGGAGGAACCGCAGAACACAUGACGGAAAGCCUGCACCUCGAGCGCCUCGGAGUGCGGGAGACUAACAAGGGUUGGGGGGAGAGAGUGACAGAGACAGAGAAAGAAAGAGAGAUCACUGGAGUUGGACAAAACCACACACCAUCGCAUUUAGUGACUAUUUAUCAAACAGCUAUAAUACAAUAGAAUAGAAAUUUACAAUUUCUUUACAUUCUGUACAAUUUACCACACGCCAUUGCCUUACUGCACUACUGCUCCAUCAUACCCCCCACUCAGGGGGCAUUUUAUCAUCCCUACAAUUCCAACUACAAUUCUUACUGCUCCUAUACACCUCCCCAAAUCAGUCUAAUGCCCUGUUAUAUUACUUUCUGCCCCUAUACAGUACUGCUUUCAAAAGUAUCCUCACAAUUACAAGCUACAAACACCAGAUAUUUUACAUCCUUUUGUCAAUUUACUAUUUAUAGUUUAAGAAGGCACGCAAUAUGAACACAUUUUAUUUUGAAUAUAUAUAAAGAAUGCAAAGGGUGUGCUCCAUAAAUACUUCCACUGCUCUCCCUGCACACUCUAUACACUUCUUCAUACCCUCAAGACUAUCUGUACACACUCGUCUUAUCCUCAACACUCCAUUUAUACCUGUACUUACUCUGCUGCCUACAAACAGCCCCCUCAUAUCCUCACUGCAAUCCCAGUUCACUCAACAAUGACGUCAACUCCAUGAAUGUAUACACUUGGUGAACGCAACAAUUUACCUGAGCACAAACUCCAAACAAACACACUGACACAAACACAUGCACACACUCAUAAAAUGAUGCAAUAAUUAUUCGCUUGGGCUUCCUUCCGAACACAGAGGCCCAUCUGAAAAGUACAGACAAGGAUGAUGUCAUUCCAAACGAAACUUUCAUCGUGGCAAUGAUUGAGACUCCAAGUGGAGGAAUAAUCAAAACCACAGAGCAAGCAUUACACACGCUCAAUAACUACACAAACUGUACCGCAGUGCAAUUGCAUGCGUUCCUAGAACAUGCUCUGCUUCCAAAAAAAAAAAAAAGCAAACCAUGUAUAUUUAACAUGUUUGUGUGUUUGUGCUUUGUGCUGUUUGUGUUCAGUAGAAUAGAUUUUUCUCUAUGUCCUCUAAUACUCUCUGUACAACCAAAACCACUAUUCAGCUGAGCACCACUAAGCUGUCUGUUACCACAGAAACCUUUAAAGCUGCUCUCUGGUGUUUUAUCCUCGGCAGAAAACGUGGAAAAAGGAACUCAAAACUGUGAACAUGCACCCAAAAUGUCAUCAAGAGCUCAUUUUUUGAACGAGAUCUUUUGAGAAGUGAGGGCUGGCUGCUCGCUGGUGCCACCUGUUGUACAGAAACACUCUGAGCUGCUUCAACGGAGGUUUUUGCUUCCACUUUAUCCAAAGCACAUUUUGUGUGAGAUCAAAUAGUGGUAAGAUAGAGGGUCCCCUAUGUGCACUAUGCCUGUAUGAUGUGUGUUUGUUUGCUUUACGAUGACAUUAUCAGGCACACUAUCAAGCACAGCAUCAAAGCAGGGGUGCAUAAUGGGAAACUCAGACGAAAGAAGGUGUAGGAAAAGAAAAUACUUUAUGAUUGGAGGAGGGUGUUUUGCUUUCAGCUAAUCUGUCGACUAUUCACAAGACAUAAUGAUGUGUGUGUGUGUGUGUGUGUGUGUGUGUGUGUGUGUGUGUGUGUGUGUGCGUGUGUAUUUUAUAGCUCCCACAGUCACAUUAACUCUAUAUUGGUCAUAGCAUGUUAUUUUACAGUUCAUUUAUUAUAAAGCUGCUUAUUAUCUUGAUAUCAGAGUUACCUAUCAGCCCUUUCUGCUGAUAUAGUGGUCUUUUAUGUUAGACAAUAAAUAACAGAUGGUACUUCGUUCCUCCCCCAGACUUAAGUCAGCCAGUUACAGUGUGUUAUUAAUAAAAAUGCCGACGUGUUCCAAUUCUCAUAACUACUGCAGACAAGCAGCAUCACAGAAAGGAGAAUUGUGAGCUUGAUGACCUAUGGCCCAGAGGUGGAGGGGCUUGGAGUUGUAUUUUCAUUAAAGUGUUACAAAGAAUGCUUUGUCAUGGGAUGUCCCUGACAACAACAUUUCUAUUUAAAAAAUGUAAAGCAGUUUUAUGUUUCAAUAUUUUUUUCUUUAGCUACUUAUGCCAUUUUUUUCACCAUCAUCAUUUCCCAGGAUGGAUCCUGGUCCAGGCUUUGUAUGAGUCUGAAUAAAAAUAAUUAUUUGUCACACUAGAAAGGUGAACAAGUGGUUUUGGUUUUCACCACCAGAUGGCAGCUUGGUGCCAUAGAAGAAACGAGUUGAGCUAAAGAAAUUUGUGUAAAGUGAGGCGCUCUCUUCAUAUUCGUCCUUUUUCCUAAAGUAAAUGUCGCACAAUUUUCUAGUCAAUAACCAGGUGCAAUACGAUGGAACACAAAUCAAGCAUACUCAUACAGUACAGUCUAGGUUUUUCUACAGUGUUGGGUUUAAGGGGGCACUGUUUGAACCAUAUGGUGGUGAAAAUUUUAAUAAAAAUCAAAACAGUCUCUCAAAUAAGGGCAUUUUCAGAAAUCAGGGUAUAAAUUGUACUUUUUCUUGUUGCUAGGAUGGUUUCAGCAAUGACGGAGAUAUAUUGUAAAUUUGCUAUCUAUUUUUUCUUUUGAAGGUGCAUGAGUGGUGAAUGGUGUACAUUUAAAUAUUUAAUAGCAAAGCUUUAAAAGUAAUGGUCUAAUUAUAAAGCAGAACACAUGCAACAAAGAAAAGUACAAUUAUUUUCUAAUUUGAAUUUCUUGCAAAUGUUCUCCACCCCGCAUCUAAACUGGAUUUUCUCUCGGCAAUCAGUUCCACCAGCCAUUAUCAGUUUCUUUAACAUAUACGGAAAACUUGUAUAUGAGUGAAUAGUUUUGUUCUAUUUAUAAUGUUUGCUGAUGUAAAGAACAGUUAUGCUUGCUUCUGUUCAUUUGCAUGACUUUAAAAAGAAAAAGAUGUGUAGUUAAGUGUUUUGCCAAUACAGGAAGUGCAUUGGCACAUGUAAUGUCCUUAUGACAUAUUUAAAACAUAAUAAGCUAAUAUGUAGUGGUGAAUUGUGCUGAGACUGACAUUUGUAAUAUAUCCAUUCUUCCGAAAACUGGAGAAAAAAAAAGUGUGUAUAUUUUGAGGUACAUGUUCUUUUCCUUUUUGUAAACCAUAAACCAUAUUUAAGGACUUGAUCUGAAACUCUCCCAUGUGUGAAAUGACAUGUCUUCUCUUUUAACAAGUUUUUUUUUUUCUAAAAAAAAAAAAAAAAGAAAAGAAAGAAAAUUAACCAAAUGACCCAGACCAGCUCACUGAAUUUCCAUGCCUUGAACUCUUCUCAAAUUCUGAGAGACAGAGUGUCUUUGUGUGUCUGUGUCUCUGUGUGUGGAUGUGUGUCUGAGGAUUGUGUGUGUACUGUUUAUGUGCUUCUACGUGCAUGUGUGUGACAUUAAAAUGCGUAUGUGUGUGUGUUUGUGUGUCUACUGUUAGAUGUGUAACUGUAAACUAUUGAUGAAAAGUGGGACUUCAUUUUCUAAGAGGUCAAAGGUUGAAGGCCAAAGUUGAUGUGGAACACUGUAGUGACGUUUCCUAUUUCUAUGUGGUUUGUUGCAUCAGACUGUAUUUGAUUAACACAAAGAAAUAAACAGUUGCUCCGAAAUACAUCAGC
Messenger RNA from Silurus meridionalis, 6663 nucleotides. RefSeq names its product sema domain, immunoglobulin domain (Ig), short basic domain, secreted, (semaphorin) 3B (gene sema3b). Gene Ontology annotation, molecular function: semaphorin receptor binding; chemorepellent activity. The transcript has 18 exons. The record is from RefSeq and is a predicted model, not a curated record. The coding region runs from base 717 to 3059 and encodes 780 amino acids. Gene Ontology annotation, biological process: neural crest cell migration; negative regulation of axon extension involved in axon guidance; axon guidance. Lineage: Eukaryota; Metazoa; Chordata; Actinopteri; Siluriformes; Siluridae.